AUGACGGUUACUCCUGAAACUCGUGGAGCAUUGCUUCCACAUGUUGUCGAUAACUUAGCGGAGGCCAGUUCGGCUGCUAUUUUUUGCGUGCAUCCCAUUUCUCCCGACAUCUCUGACGGGUGGCAAAGUAUCACCUUCAAGGUUCUCGCCCAGGCCGUCAAUAACCUGGCAUGGUGGAUAACAGACAGCAUUGGACAUGGCAAGGGCCUCGAGGUGUUGGCAUAUAUUGGUGCAAAUGAUGCAUUCUUCAUAUCUCCACGGAACCAGGCAGGGAUUCAUUCAAGCCUGUUGAAGUCCACAGCAUGUUCCAAGCUGGUUUUUAGCCCCGAGCGCGAAAGAGAAGCGACCGAUAUCAACACCGAGGAAUCUAACAUGAAGAAAUGGGAGAUUCCGUCGCUGUGGGAGCUUCUUCAUCGCAAAGGGGGUGCAUUUCCCUUCAAUAAAACAUUUGAGGCUGUCAAGGAUGAGCCGGCAGUCGUUAUUCAUAGCUCGGGCUCGACAGGCACUCCCAAACCUGUGUACUUGACCAAUGGUUAUCUCUCAGUUCUCAACAAUAUCACAACACUAGCGACACCUGCAGGAAGAACCAAUAUAAUGCCCAGUUCUAUGGAGGGUAGAGGCCCCAUCCUGUCCAUGAGUCCGUUCUUUCACAUGAUGGGUCUAUACAUGUUCACGGAAUCAAUUUUCCAUGCGACCCCUUUCGUACAGUUCCCUGACAGGCCAAUGACCAUCGAUUUAUUUAGCCAGGUUGUCAAGGCUACUCGUCCAGCGCACGCAAUGCUUCCUCCAUCAGUUAUAGAGGAGCUAAGCGCUUCCCCGGAAGGGCUGAAAUCAUUAAAAAGCUUCCACGCAGUGAUCUUUAGUGGAGCACCGCUCUCAUCUGAUGUUGGCAAUAGACUGGCGAGCACGGUUCAGCUGUGUUCUUUCCUUGGCUCUAGUGAGGCAGGUGUUAUCCCAGUUCUAGUGCCAGAGGACAAAAAGGAUUGGGCAUAUUUCGAAUGGAAUCCAUCCUAUGGUGUUCAUCUGUUGCCUGUUGCGAGAAACCUAUACGAACUUAUCCUCUGCCGGCCCGGAAAUGGCGAGCGAGAUUUUCACGGCAUCUUUCACGUGCUACCUGAUCAGUACACCUACAAUACAAAAGAUCUUUUCAGUCCCCACCCCACAAAACCUAACCUCUGGCAGUUCCAGGGGCGCCUCGAUGAUGUUAUCGUGCUCAGUAACGGUGAGAAGUUCAAUCCGAUCUUGAUGGAGAGGAAGAUCGAGAGCCACCCUUUGGUCUCAAGAGCAAUUGUUACUGGUCAAGGAAGGUUUCAGGCCUCGCUGCUUGUGGAGCCUAUCUGGGAGAAGCUGGGCGAUGCUUCUGAAGAUUCCCUUAUUGAUCAGAUAUGGCCAGUUGUGCAGGAAGCCAACCGCCUUGCUCCCGGUUAUGGAAGACUGUUUCGGUCGACCAUUGGCAUGACCUCGAAGACCAAACCAUUCAAGGCAUUGCCCAAGGGCUCAAUCUCACGUCGACAAGUAGUUGCUGAUUAUGCCCGGGAGAUUGAAGAGAUCUACGCGCGCCCAGAUAGAGAAUUCGUGGGGAACUUACCCAGUAAUGCUUCUCCUCUGGAUCUUUACAAUUACCUUCCACAUGUUGUCUCCUCUGCCCUCAAUAUACAGGAUAUUCCAGAGGACUUUGAUCUUUUCUCUCGUGGAAUGGACUCUUUACAGGUUCUCCGUCUCGUAAAGGCCUUGCAGGGUGUACUUCGUUCUCACUUCCCCGGUAGCAACUUCGAAGCAAUUACUAGCCAACACUUGUAUUCCAUUCGAAAUAUGGACAGCCUUACAAAGUUCAUGUAUUCGUUGGCCACGGGGAAUAGUGAAGGUGUCAAAUCACCUGUGGAUCUUGACCAGUCCCGGUCCAAGAGAUUUGCAGCUUCCGUCGAGAGGUUCACAUCCAGUCUUCCCACAAACCUAUCUCAGAAAACAGACAAGAAAAUUAGAACAGGGAGCACGGUGCUAGUGACAGGCUCAACAGGAUCUCUGGGUACUUAUCUCCUGAGCAAGCUUAUUGAUCAACCAAAGGUCGAACGAAUAUUCUGCCUGAACAGGGCUGAGGAUGCUCUAUCCAGACAACGUCAAAGCUUCGAAGACAGAGGCUUGGUCUUCCCCCCUUCUGCCCUGUCUAAGGUCACGUUCUUUCAAUUCAGUCUGGGCGAGGAAAGGCUUGGUCUGACACAAUCACAAUAUACUACGUUACAAACCUCUGUCGGUACUAUAUUCCACUGUGCGUGGAACGUGAACUUCAACCGGAGUUUUGCCGACUUUGAAGAUAUUGAGCUCCGAGGGCUUUCUCAACUAUUGUCUCUGGGUAUGGAAUGUGAGCAUGAAGCCCACUUCCAUUUUAUCUCAUCCAUCUCAGUUGUUGGGAGGUGGGGAGUGAAGAAUGAUUAUGACACCGGCGUACCAGAAACUAUUGUCGAAGAUGCAGCAACGGUUCCUUUGCAAGGAUACGCGGAGGCGAAACACGUCGGGGAGAGGGUCUGUGCCGCGGCUGCAGCUCGUUAUGGCCUUCCCAUCACUAUCUACAGGGUUGGGCAGCUUGGAGGCCCCACGACGGAGAAAGGAAUGUGGAACAAACAAGAGUGGCUACCAGCCCUCAUCAUAACAUCCAAGGCGAUCGGUGAGGUUCCGCAAACUCUUGGCCAGGUGCCAAUAAAUUGGAUACCUGUAGAUACCUUAACACAAAUCAUCCUCGAAAUCGCCGAUUCGCGUCAACAUUACCAAGCAGGGGAAACCAUUUCGCUCUUUAACCUUGUUAACCCUACCGUUGUCCCAUGGGAAUCGCUCAUCACGGCGAUACAAAAACGAUUCUCUACGAAUGUUGUCGCUGACGAGACGUGGCUCGCGCGUCUUGACAGCAUCGAGAAUAUAACAGAUGUCGAUCUCGCAAAUAAGCCAGCGUUGAAAAUACUCGAUGUUUAUAGACGUCUGUUCGCGAAAGACACAUAUCCCAAGUUCAGCAUCAUAACGAAUAAGGGCCAGCAUGCUAGUUAUACCAUGCGCAACAUUCGGCCUGUGGAUGCAGACUGGAUGGAUCUCUGGAUGAAACAGUGGGGGCUUUAA
Aspergillus nomiae NRRL 13137 is the source of this 3105-nucleotide messenger RNA. RefSeq lists its product as uncharacterized. The coding region runs from base 1 to 3105 and encodes 1034 amino acids. The record is from RefSeq and is a predicted model, not a curated record. Lineage: Eukaryota; Fungi; Ascomycota; Eurotiomycetes; Eurotiales; Aspergillaceae. The transcript has 4 exons.